Misgurnus anguillicaudatus (oriental weatherfish) is the source of this 1873-nucleotide messenger RNA. Lineage: Eukaryota; Metazoa; Chordata; Actinopteri; Cypriniformes; Cobitidae. The record is from RefSeq and is a predicted model, not a curated record.
CAGCUUCAGCAGAUUUGUGACUUUCCUCAACUUGUUCUAUUCAGUUUAUACAACAAAAAAUAGAAUCUGAAUUUGACAAGGAUAAAGAAAAUGAAGACGUCCAAGGAGUGAGCCAUGAGUCAGAUUUAAUUUGUCUGGAUGCCUGUCCGAUAUGUGGAGAAGAAUUUUCUGCCGAGGUGAUGCCUUACCAUGCCAGUACAUGUGGAGAAAGUUUCCCUGAGAUUUUCCCCUCAAUUAUGGAUGGAAAUUUGUUUGAUGAAAGUGCCUCAUCACCAUCCCAAACCAGUACCAGACUACAAAGCACUACUUUCCAACUUGAUCCUGAUCAUUUGACUCCUGGGCCAUCAGUUUCAGCUGAAAGUGCACCUUCAAUGUGUGAUGAUUGGAAGAGGAUCGAGCUUCCAGAAAGGGCAGCAGUAUUGUAUAGGCGGUAUACACUUCGACAAAAAGAAGACGAGCUCCCACUGAAAGUAAGAAUUGAUAUUCGAGAAGACAUGGAGGACCAGGAGGGCAGAAUAAUAAAUUUUUACAAGGUCCCCAAAAUUGAUUGGACUAGACCUCUUCAAUGCAGAUUGGAAGGGGAUGUUGCCAUUGGGGAUGGUGUUCAGCGCCAUUUUUUCAGCAUGGUGAUGCACAAGCUGCAGAAUGGAUUCCUCUUUAAUGUUGGAAAUGGAAAUGGAACUGCAUUAUUUGAAGGGCAAGCAGACCACCUUAUUCCAUCUACUUCCCAAGUCCUUUUGCAGAGUGACUUGUUUGUGAUGGCAGGCCGGAUUAUCGGUCAUUCUUUCCUCCAUGGUGGGCCUUCAUUAGCAGGAGUGAGCCCAGCCAUUGUACAUGUGUUAUUGGGUGGCUCCCCACAGACAGCAACCAUCACACUUGAAGAUGUGGCUGACAUCGACAUUAGAGAGACAAUACAGAUGCUUGCUGUAGGUGAUUUAAAGAAUGAUUUCACUGAGGAUCAAAAGGCAGCCAUUAACCAACUGGCAAUGUCUUGGGACCUUCCAGUGUUGACCACAACCAAUCGCACUUGGCUGUUACACAAUCUUCUUCAGCAUGCAGUGCUGACAAGAACUUGGCGACAGGUAAAACAGCUCCGACAAGGACUGAAGGAGUCAAUGGUAUGGCAGUUGCUGGAGGCUCGCCCUGAUGUGGCAUCUGUGGUUUUUCCAAGCCAGUCAAUGGCUGACUGCAGUACACAGGUUCUCUUAAACAACAUCAUCUGGCCAAAGGAAGAAGAAGAGGGGGAUAAUGAACCCCUAUUUACCACCCAGUCCAGAAUUUCAGGGUACCUUAGACAGUUUGUGGAGACUGCUGAUCAAUGUAAAUUGAAACAGCUGGUUAAAUUCUGGGUGGGCUGGGAGCUGCCAAUGAAGGACAUGGAGGUGAAGGUGGUGCAGGCAGAACACCCUACAUCCUCCACCUGUUUUUGCAUUCUUCGUCUACCAGCUCAUUACACAACCUAUGACCAAUUCAAAAAACACCUAGAAAGCUGUAUUGCCACUAGUAAUGUUUGUUUUGGCCUUGUAUAAAAUUACAUGACCUCUUUUAAAUUGAGAUAUUACAGUGAAACAAUAAUUUCUGGCAUUUUCAUGUUUCUGUUUUACUGUAAAUGUCAAAAUUGGCAUAAGGAACUGUUUGAGAAUGUUUAGAUGUUGCAGUGUUUUACAUAUUAUGAUGCUUUUGGGUAAUAUUAAAUGACCCAAACUGUUUAUAUUUAUGUGUUAAUUCUGUUAAUUGUUAUUUUUUUCAUUUACUAGUUCAACAUUUAAGCUUCUUUCAGACAGCUACAGUUGUAGUAAAACAAAAGACUGCUUAAAGUGAAUACAUUUAUUUUGUCUGCUACAGUUAAAAAAAAUAAAAUAGCUAGACAGAA